This is a messenger RNA of Spea bombifrons (plains spadefoot toad), 3269 nucleotides long. It is a transcript of the gene PRUNE2, whose product is annotated as prune homolog 2 with BCH domain. Gene Ontology annotation, biological process: apoptotic process. The record is from RefSeq and is a predicted model, not a curated record. The transcript is spliced from 12 exons. Gene Ontology annotation, cellular component: cytoplasm. The coding region runs from base 416 to 1570 and encodes 384 amino acids. Lineage: Eukaryota; Metazoa; Chordata; Amphibia; Anura; Pelobatidae.
AAUAGUGCACAGUUUUCCUUUAAUGGACACUAAUAUCAGAGAGUCUGGUAAAGCCUAUUCAGUAAACCUUCCAGAUACAUUUCAUGCAAUCUCCAUGACAAAUACAAGUGAAAAGCAAGCUUCUCCUAAAUCAGAGUGUCAUUCACUUCGGUUAGAAGAGAAACGUUCUUCUGUUAUACCUCAAAGACUGGCUAGUGAAAAGAAAUCAGAAGACAUUUCUGAACAGGAGCACAGCUGGAGCAUAAUACUGAGUCAGACAGAAGUCUCUGAUUCCUCCCUUGAAGAUAUUUUUAGCAGAUCCGUAGAUUCAGAUAAACCACUAGGGGACAGUUAAUAUCAAGGGUAUGCAAAGUCAGAUAAUUAUCAGAGUGAGUUCAAGGAUCAUGAGUUCACAGACCUUGAGGAAAGUUUUGAAAUGUGCAAAAUAGAUGAGAGCAAUAGCAAACCACCCAUACAAUUGCACGGUUCUCCAAGUCCACAUGAAGUAGACAUGCAGUACAUGAAGAAUCCAGAAGAUGGCAAGGCCAUAAAGCACUUGAUCCCUGGUGGGGCUCAGAGGGAAAUACUACUAGAUGAUGUUGGAAUGGACAUCCCAUUUGAUGCAGCUGAAUUCAGACCAGAACCUCCAAAUUCAUUGGAUUUAAAUGGAUCCCACACAAGAAAAAUAAAGCUUACUGCACCUAACAUCAACCUUUCACUGGACCACAGUGAAGGCUCUAUCCUGUCAGAUGAUAAUCUUGACACUCCUGAUGAGCUUGACAUUAACGUAGAUGACCUGGAUACUCCAGAUGAAGCUGAUUCCUUUGACUAUACGGGACAAGAUGACCGACCUGCACUUGGGGAAGUUGCACCUGAGAAUUUUGAGUCAAUCAAGGAGUAUACAGCAGAAGAAGAGAGAGCAGAUAACAGAUUGUGGAGGACAGUUAUAAUUGGAGAACAAGAACAAAGAAUUGAUAUGAAAGCUAUUGAACCAUAUCAAAAAGUUAUAUCACAUGGAGGUUACUAUGGAGAGGGUGUCGAUGCCAUCAUUGUUUUCUCUGCAUGUUUCCUGCCUGACAGCAGCUGCUCCGACUACAACUAUGUCAUGGAAAACCUUUUUCUUUAUGUGAUAAGUACUCUGGAACUGAUGGUAGCAGAAGACUAUAUGAUUGUCUAUUUAAAUGGAGCAACACCAAGAAGAAAGAUGCCUGGUUUAGGAUGGAUGAAAAAAUGCUACCAAAUGAUAGACAGGCGGUUAAGGAAGAACCUAAAGUCAUUCAUAAUUGUUCAUCCGUCUUGGUUCAUUCGGACUAUAUUAGCAGUGACAAGACCCUUCAUAAGCUCCAAGUUUAGCAGCAAGAUAAAGUAUGUGUCUACACUGGCAGAACUCAGAGAGUUGAUUCCGAUGGACUAUGUGCAAAUCCCAGAGAGCAUUAUCAAGUAUGAAGAAACAAGAUGUUUUUCAAGAAGUGUAAGACUGGACGAAGAAUUGAAAGAAGCUGAAUCAAACAAAGCUGGCUGUCUUCCCGGUGAGCCGGAAAUCACAUCCUUGCAUCACAGAUCUGAAAAGAAAAAUGGAGACAACUUAUGAUACCCACGUAACAGAAGGAGAAUGAGCUACAUGCUCAUCAGUGGAAUAAUCAGACAUUUGUCUUAAUAUAUUAUUUUUUCUGUGAUUAUUUUGAUUGCAUAAUGCCCAAGACAAUUUAUGUACAUUAUUUUUUAAAAGUAUAAUUUAAUAAUAGACUGCAAUGAGGAAAUCUCUUUAAUCUGAAAUAGCAUUUCAUUACUGCAAGGUAUCAAACGUAGCUUGUCUUAAUAUAGUAUAGAAAUAUAUAUAUCACAUGCAAAUCAUGGCAUAUAUUGAGCAUGCUCAUAAGUCUCAUAAUGAAAAUAUAUGGUAAUUCAAGGGUGAUUAAGUUAAAUUACAGAAUUUAUUUUGCUUAGGCUUGGUUCUAUCUUGUGGAAUAACACAUUAUAUAUUUAAAUGGAUAGGAGACUUUAUUUAAUGCAGUAUUGAUCUACAUGUAUGUGUUCUAAAUCAUUUUAAAAAAAUAAGCCUAGAUAGCUGUCAUGUAGCAAUCCUUUUCAUAUGAAAUCCUGGACAAAACACAAUAGUGGCUUGAGAGAGAAAAACUUUCUCAGGUUGCAUUUUAUUGAGUAUUUAGAGACCAUUUUAAUCAUUAGCCUAGAAGAUCAAUAAAAUUACAUUUUAGGGAAACUAUUAAAAAGCUUCUUCAAAAUGUAUACCAUGAUGAUGCAGAACCACAGUUAGGUUAAUUUCCUGUCCUGUUUAAAUAUUUAGUAGUCAUGACUUGGGGGGAGCGGGGGUCCCACACUUCCCAAGUUAUAUCUGUGCCUUUAUUUUGUCCUUUUGAAUAUUUAAAUUCCCCUCAGGGUAAACCAGAAACAAAUGUCACAAUAAAGGAUUCAACACAGAAGUAAUGCUUAACUUGCGUGCCUCACUGGAACACCAGUUCCUUUUUGGUGAUUUUCUGUGAACUCCACUUCUGUAAUGACUGAUUGUUACUGUAUUUGUACAGCUGCACAGGGAAGCUAUUGUUAUUCUUUGAUCGGUAAGAGAUAAGUCCAAGCCGUAAGUAAAGCUUCACACAGAGAUUACAUAGGUACAGUGUUGCUGUAGUUUCCCUAACUUAUGUGCGUAUAAAAGUCUCUGUGAAUUUCCUCCAGUAGUUGCUACUUGUGUUCACGAUAGUACUCGGUGUAAAGAACUCAAUUGCAUACUUGACCUUUCUGAUUUUCUUAGCUUUGUAAUUGAUGAACCACAGUUGUCCAUGGAAUGGAACGUUAUGCUUUUAAGAGGCGCUCCCUUUAAUAUGAAACGUUUAAAUUUUCCCAGUUCCACACGUCUUGCUCUUUAACUGGAAUAUCUGUCAAAAUUGCCUUUGUAUUGUUCUUGUGGUUUUGUCUUGUGGUAAAACGUCCAGUGUCGUUGCGACAAAGCACAAGGAACAAAAGAAGAACUGAACAUUCUCUUAAGGCUGCAAACUAUAACAUGUCUAAAUAUUUGUGAUUUCAAUGAAAAAGGGCCCAUCGCCUGUAGUUCUGUCAUUGCCUGCAUCCCUAUAAACCGAUUUCAAAAGACCAGAGCAGCGCCAUCAUUAUAUUAAAAGUGUCAGUCACUAUAUUUCCCUUGCAAUAUUAAACCUUAUAUUUAAGAUGUCAUAUUAAAGUUAUGUGCGCUGCCUCAUAAUCACAUCUCAACCAAAUUCAUUGUCAAAUGUUCCUUUAAGUCUAAUGUUUCAUUAAAGAGAUGUCCUUGGAAAAAA